This is a messenger RNA of Rhizophagus irregularis DAOM 181602=DAOM 197198, 1284 nucleotides long. The record is from RefSeq and is a predicted model, not a curated record. Lineage: Eukaryota; Fungi; Glomeromycota; Glomeromycetes; Glomerales; Glomeraceae.
AUGUCCGAUAAAACUAGGUCCGCCAUUUCAGUACCUACUACUUAUCGGUCUCAGCAAAUUGAUGAUAAAUGGAUUAAAUGGAUUGAAGAUGGUAUUUCGAAAAAACAUAUUAAGCAUUAUGAUUAUAAAGGCUUUAAAGACCCUAAAGUAAUUAGUUCUGGAAGCUUCGGAAAGGUUUCUCGUGCAUAUUGGAGAAAUUUUCGUAAUGUAUUAGCAUUAAAAACUCUCAACGACGACACAGCUGAAAAAAUUGUUUAUGAGCUUGAAAUCCAGCGCGCAGUACACUCUUGUGAUAAUAUUAUUAAGUUUUAUGGCAUUACAACAGAAAUUCGAAAUAAUAGUCCAAAGAAAUAUAUGUUGGUAAUGGAAUAUGCCGACAGUGGUACUCUUCGAGAAUAUCUAAAGAAAAAUUUUAUAAAUCUCACGUGGAAUGAUAAAUUCAAAAUGGCAUAUCAAUUAGCUUGCGCAGUAUUAUGUUUACAUGAGGAGGAUAUUAUUCAUCGUGACUUGCACUCCAGCAACGUGUUAGUCCACCAAAAUACCAUCAAAUUGGCUGAUUUUGGACUAUCGAAAAGGAUUGAUGAAUUAGUUAGAUCAAACUCUGCAACUGGCAUGGUUCGUAAAAAGAGCGAUAUCUAUAGUAUUGGAGUACUUCUAUGGGAGAUAUCAAGCGGGCGGUUACCUUUCGAGGGUAAAGUCAAUUUUUAUUUAAUUGUCAAUAUUCCGCAAGGUCUUAGAGAAAGGCCUAUCCCAAAUACACCUAAGGACUAUGAAAAAAUUUAUACUGAUUGUUGGAAAGAUAAACCAGAUGAUCGUCCAGAUAUCGAAGAGAUAGUUACAAGAUUAGAAACGAUUAUUGCGGAAAAUGAUAGUACAAAAGAUAUUCAGUCAUAUGAUUCUAAUUCAUAUGUCCAGAAACCUCCUAAGCCUCUUUCAAUAAUCGAGAAAAAUAAUAGUACAAAAGAUUUUCAGUCUUAUGAUUUCAAUUCAUAUGUCCAGAAACCUCUUAAGCCUCAUUUAAGAUUAGAAACAAUUAUUGCGAAAAAUAAUAGUACAAAAGAUUCUCAGUCAUAUGGUUUCAAUUCAGAACCUCUUAGGCCUCAUUCAAGAUUAGAAACAAUUAUUGCGAAAAAUAAUAGCACAAAAGAUUCUCAAUCAUAUGAUUUCAAUUCAGAUGUCCAGAAGCCUCUUAGGCCUCUUUCAAAUUUUGCAAAAGAUUUUUAUUCAUAUAGUUCUGAUGAUGAUAUCGAACAACUUAUUAAAAUGAUUAGUAAUAAUCCGUAA